GACCACCCAAGACCCAGACCGAUCUCGCCCAUACUCUUCCCCAGAAGGUCCUCGGGAUCGACCUGAACGAGACGUCCCGUGAUCUCCUCCAGGUCCCUGCCUUUCCUGCGGCAGAUAAGCAGCCCAAACCGGAAGCGGAUGGUAAACCAGAGGCAAAAUUAGCCAACCUCGGAUCCCCUCCACGAGGAACCCGGAAGUGAGGGUAAAUUCGAGUGCGCGCAGGAGUGGAAGCGGAAGAGGGUAUCGAUUGUCCGGUUCGAAGGUGGUGGCGCCGUUUCCGGCGGAGGGCGCCCCUUUGUCGGAUCGCGGCCCUGGGUUCGCGGGGGGUCGACCUCGCGCCGGCGCACCAGGGGCGUUAUCGAUCCCCCCGAAGAAGGCGCACGGUGUGGGCCAUCGAUUGGGACGAGUCAGCUAAAGGGAUUGGAGCCAGCUCUCGGGAUACGACGUAGAGAGCGGGAGCGCAUGGUGUAGGGUCGCAAAAAGGUCGGCUCGGCAAGUGGGGAAACUCGGGCGAGGGCGCGAGUCAAGCCUCCGGGGAAGGGCCGCGUCGAGGAGGUCAAAGGACGCGCCGACCAUGCAGAACUACGGGCACGAGGACUACGACUACGGGGCCGACCAGGGGCCAGGGUUCGAGGGGCCCGGGAGGACCCUGCCCCAGGUCCCAGGAGUCCGGCCCAUGGUGGACCCCGAGGCCCAGGGCGAGGUGGACCCCGAGGCCUAUCCCCAGCCCAAGGAGGCCACCCACAAGAUCCGCGGCAAGAGCGACUUCCUCGAGUACCUCUUCGGCUCCGUCGACCAGGAGCUCCUCACCGUCAAGACCUUCUACUUCUUCUUCUACUCGGCCUUCGGCUCCCUCUUCCCUCUCAUGGGAGUCUACUUCAAGCAGAUGGGCAUGAACGCCGCCCAGUGUGGCCUCCUCAUGGGGUUGCGACCCUUCGUCGAGUUCCUGAGCGCGCCCUUCUGGGGCUCCCUCGCCGACAGGUGGCAGAAGGGCAAGCUGAUCCUGCUGGCUUCGAUCUCCUGCUGGAUCAUCUUCACCCUGCCCAUGGGCUUCAUCCAGCCUCCGGCCACCUCCUGCAUGACCCGGAAGAACAACACCCAUUACCUCGAAGUGCCAUCCCCGGACCAGCGGAUAGUGAAGAGGUCCGCGGACCUGGAUGAAUAUUGCCAACAGGACGAGGACUCGGAAUACCUUGAGGUCGCCGAUAACGUGGUCUUCGAGAGACUGAGAAGAAGCGUCGACGACAACGAGGUCGGCUCCGAGUGGGGACCGGGGACGAAGAAGCUGGAGAAGACGUACGACCUCGACACCAACGAGAUCCAGGGUAGGUCUUACGACCUGGAGAACAACAGGGUCAGGAGGCAAGUCCCUGGAACGGAAGGCACCAUCGGUGAUCUGAGAUACGAGAGAUUCGUCGCCGACAACUCGGCCACCGAGAACCCUGAGGAGCCGGCCCUCGACUUCGAGACUCUGCACAGGAACAACAGACCUGCCGACGUCCUGGAGUACAAGCGGUUCCUGAAGAACGAAUCUCCGGCGGACCCGAAGGAGGAAGGCAAGCCCCCGAAGAAGGCCUACACCAGGACGAAGACGCGCACAAAACCUCCGCCUGUGAAGAUCAUGGUGAAGAGGGACCUCGGGGCAGAAGACCACCCGUCCAGGACCUCCAGGCGCAUGAUGUCCCUCGGCAGCGAGGAGUCCUAUGAAGACGAAGACGAGGACGAGGAACCCGAGGAAGAGCAGAUCCUUCGGCCGAGGAGCAGAAGGAGCGCCAAGAUGCCGCAUCCUUCGGCAGGACAAAGUCCUUUGGCGGUGACUUACGCCGCGAAUUACAACGAGAAGGAGCACAAGGGAUGGGUGAAGCCCCUCUUCAGCUCCAUCGUGUACAGACUACCCGACAUCCAGAAGACGUUCUUCCUGCUGCUGCUCCUGGUGGUGGUCGGGGAAUUCUUUUCGGCCCCAGCCAUCACCUUGGCGGACUCCGCGGUGAUCACUUUACUCGGCGAAGACGCCGACAGGUACGGACAUCAACGCAUGUUCGGAAGUCUCGGCUGGGGUUUGGCCAUGUUCUUCGUGGGCAUCGCCCUGGACCACAGCACCGCGUUCCCGGAUCACCCUUGUGGCCCCGACGCCAGAGAGAAGAACUACACGAUCUGCUUCGCCAUCUUCAGCGUCCUGAUGGGAGCUGCGCUGAUCACGGCGACGCAGAUUAAUUUCAAGUACGAAUUUGUCGCAGCCGAACCGGAAGUGGACAAGCCACCAGCCGAGCCAACGAGGGAGGAGCAGCUGCAGAGCCAGCUCUCUCAGCAGCUGAAUCUGCCAGGUCUCCAGGAUUCGUCGUCAAAGCCCUACCCAAAGCCGCAGCCUCCCGAGGGAAAGACGAAAAUGUUCGCCCAAACCACGAGGGAGAUCCCGGAGUGGGUGACGGUGCUGAAGCAGUUCAAGGACCUGAAGUGCGCCUCCUUCCUCUUCGUCGCCUGGUUCAUGGGUUUCGGCAUCGGGCUGAUCUUCACCUUCCUCUUCUGGCACCUGCAGGACUACGGGGGCACGCCGACCCUCUUCGGCGUGGCCUCGGUCAUCAACCACAUUUCCGAGAUCUUCGCCUACUUCUUCAGCUUCAAGCUGAUCCGUCAGAUCGGCCACGUCAAGGUACUAUGUCUGGGCUUGGGAGGGAACGUCAUUCGUUUCCUCUACAUCUCCUGGCUGAAGAACCCAUGGUGGGUCCUGCCCUUCGAGUUCAUGCAAGGAAUCACCCAUGCCGCAGUCUGGGCAGCUUGCUGCAGCUACAUCGCCCACAACACUCCACCCCAGCUGAGGUCCAGUGCCCAGGGUGUUCUUCAGGGUCUUCAUCAUGGUCUAGGUCGAGGCUGCGGGGCCGUGAUCGGCGGGAUAUUCGUUGCGUGCUACGGCACCACGGCGACGUUCAGGGGGUACGGCCUCAUCUGCCUGUUGGUCUUGGCCACCUUCAUCUUCAUCAACUUCUACAGGAAGGACACCGGCUUCGUUUCGGACCUCCCUCAGACCGAAGAUCCUCAUCAGGUGGCGGAAGCCACGCAUCUCGCGCCUCACGGGGUCCCCAGCAACGCGAUCCCAAGGGCCCUCAGCUCCAGCAGACUCCAUGAACUAGCGAACCAGGAUUCCGGAUACGGUGCGACCUACCAAACCACCGGAGGAAACCUAAACGUCCCGGGUGGGAACGGGGGAGCAGUCAACCCGACGAAUCCCUUCCUGAACGGCUCCGUCGGAGGAGGUGGAGGUGGAGGCGGCGGGGGUGGGUACAACUACGGAUUGUGUUUAAGGGAGGACGAGUUCAUCCGCAGGAGCUUCCAGACCUACAACGAGGUGGUCGGCCGAGAGUUAGACCUGGUUAAGCCACCCCCGAUGGAGACCCAUCUCCACGUCCAGCAGCCCUGCACCAACCCUUUCCACCACCACCACGACUACGACUGGUAACGACGUCCCGACUAGACCAGCCAAAGUCUCGAUUCGCUUUACGUGAAAGCCACGAUCGCGUGGGAGAAUCAGAGGGGGAGAGAGAGAGAAAAGUAAGGGAAAAUAGAAAAAGAGAUCAAGAGCGCCGGAAGAGCCGCGAGGAAGGGUCGCUGAAGAUAGACCCCCUGACGAGCACGUUAAUUAAUAUUAUGGGGUUAAUUAAUAUCCGGUGGAGCAAUGGCGACCAGGAGAGACUCGAUCGAGCGGAACCGCGGCGACUCCGAUGCUGGAUUUUUUACGGUUUAGCCUAGGUCAGGACGGGAGGACGCGCCGAAGUAACUAGGGGGGAGCGACCACGUGUACAGGCUCGAGGAGGAGAGCACUAGGUUCGUCGUUCGGUCUCUCUCUCUCUCUCUCGGAAAUGCAUGUACCUAACGACUUAACGAGACCCUUCAUGACCGGGUCAUACGCGAGACGCUCGUAAUACUCGUGCUCUACUUGCUCCAGCAGCCGCGUAAGACGCUUCGCCGCUUACAGAAAGAGAGCGAGGCUCCUUACACCCCGGGGGUUACAAACUGUAAAUCUAUUAACCUACGAGUCUAUCAAUCUGCCGGCGUAUAUACAUAUUAAUGUUUAAAAGAAACUACCCGACGAUUAGACAAGUCCACCGCGCACGCGCGUUCCUAAACAAUACAUAUGAAUCUCCGUACCGAUGGCCACGUCGACCUCGUAUAUACAUAAUAUAUACAUAUUGACAUAGUUUAGCGACUUUUCGGGGAGCCUCGCGGUCAUCGGCUCGGCGAUUGACAAGAAUCGAUGUAAUAAACUAAAAAAAAUAUAUAUAUAGGGAGAGAGAGAGAAAAAAAAAUAAUUAACAAUCGAAGGUAACGUUACAAGCGGCUCGUACAAUGUACAGAGGACCCUUGAGGAGACGCAGAUGGGUUAACAAAAGAAAAAGAAAAAUCGUAAAGAAAGAGAAGUCUACUGUAAAUACUCCCGAGAGCGUGGAAACGUAGAAGAGGAAGAUGAAGAGACUCGUCGCAAUCGUUUCUCCUCGUUCGACUUUUCUUUCUCUUUUUUUUUCUUUUUUUUUUUUUUUCUUUCUAGCUUCAAAGGUUCGUUGCGCGAAUUAGAUACGUCGUUAUUAGCUUAUGCCAGGCGCGGUCCUGCCGUAAUCGCCGUAAUGAGUUUCCUCGUGAUAAGUGUACGAUAUAAAGAGAUAAAGGAAAGGAAAGAGGGAAAAAAAAAAAAGAGCUUUAAUCCUAAGUAUGGAAAUAAUAGGGAAGUAAUCCCGGGGAGGGAAAUGGGAGGAAACAUUUUGAGAUAAAAUUCGGGAUAUCAUUACCUGGCCAGUACCGAGGCACAAGGACGCUGCUGUAACGAUAUGCAUACGUAGCCGUAUUCUCUCCGUCAGAGUUUACGCUGAUUAUAAUUAUAAUCCUAAGGACAUAUAGUUGAUUAAUACACGGAAGUAACGCAUGGCACCGGAACAUGUAUUGUGUGUGCAAGAAUUGAAUAUACACCACGAUGUUAGAGAGACUUUACGUUCGAGCAUAGAGAUUUUUACCCGUAAUCGUGAUUUCCGGCACGUCCUGUCCGAGUUGGACGUCGCAGGAUCGAAUCGUCAUCCCGAUAGUUUCUUCCAAAUUUAUUAACGGGGGUGGGAAGUGCAGAUCGUUCCUAUAGCGAGAAGAAAAACAAAAAUUAAUCCAACUAACCGAAGAGAUAUUUUCUUCGAUUCUAAUUAAUUCGGCUUAAACGAGUCGUCGGAAUUUCGGAACUGUAUAUGGAAGAAAAAUUCGUCACUCCUUCUCCCCCAAAAUUCGCAGCAAAAGAAGGAAAGGGCAACAUCUUCAACUUGAUCUCUCUUUAAUCAUCCGCCACUAAAGAACCCUCUAUUAUAACGUCAAUACAGUUCUGACAAGUGGAAGAAUAAAAUCGUCACAACCUUCGUCCUCCUUAAUUCUCUAGCCUAUCCCACCUAAGCAGGAAUUAAUUAUCGAGCGAUCGCUUAACUCGAUCGUCCCUUUUAAUAAAACUCCCCGUUUAUUCCUUGACAGUCCCCACUCGAAGGAUGUUCUCAACGCUAUCCUCAAUUUUUCUUUUUCAUUAUCCCGGACGAAUAUAUGCCACCCCGACGGAACAGUCUCUGGGCGGGCAUUUUAUUCUUAGGACACUAAUUGCGCCAAGCGACUAUGGCAAUGUCGAGAUACAUAUCAGAUAGAAUGAUAAUGCCUUGAAUUAAAUUAUUCCGUUCCUAGAUCGUAACCGAAUAACUGAUGCUAAUUACAUACAAUUGCGACUCAUAGACAGUGUUAAAGGCGCAUUUCGAGCGGGAAAGAAAAAAAAAAAAAUAGAGAAAGCGUGCGAUUAGACGUGGAAAAUGAAUAAACGGCGAUGGCUAGGAAACGCAUGUGUCGCUCAUAAUAAAACGCGCUCUUAAUAAAGAGUUAAGAUUCACGAUACUAAACGAUGUAACAAAGUGUAUGGACAUUAUGUGAAAGAAAAAAAAAAAGAGGAAAAACAAAAACCAAAGAAAAGAAAUUCCAUUACUGCGAGUUAUCGCCGUAGAUAAGUGUCCGUACUCGAGCGCGGCGUGUCAAAGCCCUAAAAAGUACCGAAAUAAUUGCACAAUUAGCAGCGCGUACCGUACCGAAAGUAAUUCCUCUAAUCGGCGACCUAGCCUCUCCGUAAAACGACCGUUAAAAAUCAAGGAAUAAACGAAGGAUCCUCGUCUUACGGGUACUCAGAAUUUAUUAUUCGUUGCGAAGGACACUCCACGUGGAAUCGUGUUCUCUCUCAUAUACAGAAAGACGACGUGUGAUGUCAAAAGAGGAACGUAAUCGUCAUAAUGCCCGGCAUCGACAGUAAUUACUUGCCGAAGUAGCCGAAAAACGGAAUUAAAAAAGAAAAAGGAAAGGAAAAAAAAAAAAGAAUAAGAAAAGAGGA
Orussus abietinus is the source of this 6382-nucleotide messenger RNA. RefSeq names its product major facilitator superfamily domain-containing protein 6 (gene jef). Gene Ontology annotation, cellular component: membrane. The transcript is spliced from 11 exons. Bases 575 to 3454 code for a protein of 959 amino acids. The record is from RefSeq and is a predicted model, not a curated record. NCBI's taxonomy places the organism in Eukaryota, Metazoa, Arthropoda, Insecta, Hymenoptera, Orussidae.